This is a messenger RNA of Odocoileus virginianus texanus, 3659 nucleotides long. Lineage: Eukaryota; Metazoa; Chordata; Mammalia; Artiodactyla; Cervidae. The record is from RefSeq and is a predicted model, not a curated record.
UUUUUACAGAUAAGCAGCAAAGAUGAAGAUUUUUUAGACCUUUCUGUUGACGUGGAACAAAACACAUCAAUUACUCACUGCUUAAGGGGUUUUAGCAACACAGAAACUCUAUGCAGUGAAUACAAAUAUUACUGUGAAGAAUGUCGCAGCAAACAGGAAGCACACAAACGGAUGAAAGUGAAAAAGCUGCCCAUGAUUCUAGCUCUGCAUCUGAAAAGAUUUAAGUAUAUGGAUCAACUUCAUCGAUACACAAAACUUUCUUACCGGGUGGUUUUUCCUUUAGAACUUCGUCUGUUUAACACUUCAGGCGAUGCGACCAAUCCUGACAGAAUGUAUGACCUCGUGGCCGUCGUGGUUCACUGUGGAAGUGGUCCUAAUCGAGGCCAUUAUAUUGCAAUAGUUAAGAGUCAUGAUUUUUGGUUGUUGUUUGAUGACGACAUUGUAGAAAAAAUAGAUGCACAAGCUAUUGAAGAAUUCUACGGGUUAACAUCAGAUAUCUCGAAGAACUCUGAGUCUGGCUACAUCCUUUUCUAUCAGUCCCGGGACUGAGGGAACUGCGAUGAAAAGAGACUUUCUGCCUCAUUUCUUCUCUGGUUAUUUGGGAAAGGAUCAAGCACCGAUUUUUCCAAGAAAAGAGAACUGCAGGAAGCUCAGGGGGGGCAGCAGCACACUUUGCACACAAUAAAGCAAAGACCGUGGGUUAACACGCUCUUCCUAUCCUGGUAGUUGAUUGAUUCGCUCAGGUAUCAUGCUGUCUGUGCAGUUCCGCACAAGGCAGUGAAAUCAGAGAUACCAGCUCCUCUUGUAAAACAGCCUUCCAGUAACCGACAUGCAUUUUCUCUUCCUUCAUUGCACCAGUAGUGAUUGAGCUCCUUGGGGGUGCAGCAGAGAGAACGGGAGUCUGUGCGAGGUUAUACUGACGGUGGCAGGAGGUGAUGCUGAACACGCUGAACAUGCCGCACACGUGCGUGCCUGGGUUGGACACGUAGAGAGAGAACACUGGGUAGUCUUUUCGAGCGUAAACCAGAAAUGCUUUUUGGGCCCAACACUUGCAGUCGCCUUCCUGAUGUAAAGAGACUUAACAGAUACUAGAAUCCAGUGUCAGGAAGGCAAAUACGUUUGCUUCUCUGAAGAAGCUUAUAAUCAUAUACAGUAUAUGUAUAUCUAGGGAACAAUUGGUCAAAAGUGGCUUUUUGUUUCCCCAAGGGGAAAGACUGGCUUUGUAAUUAUAAUUUUUUUCCUUAUUUAUUUUACUUAAAACUGGUAGAGUCUAAGUAUUGUAUGAAGUGCCCAUGAUUCUGUUGGUAAAUUUGAGCAUAUUUUUAUUAGUUUUUGUCAGUUUAAUGAAUCCUCUCGUUUGUUUUUAUUUUUAAGGUGAAUUUUUAAACUAUUUUAAAUCAUAAGUUACCCUAAUAAAAAUUGCAGUGAGAGAAGGUAAAUUAUUCUUUUUCCAGGAGGAACUGAUAUCUCUGGCUCUAAAUAUUUGUUCCUGGUUGUAAGUUUUAUUCAGCUUUAAUUUCAGUAAAAUUAAAAAAAAAAAAAAAUUCCCUAUUGUUGUGGAAUGACGGAAGAAAUCCUGGUGCGGUAGUAGUGUGCUAGUCUUGAGGGUUCUUCAGUUCUCUGUUUCAGGCUGAGGCCACGUUUGGAAAACUCAUGUCACAGCAGUUACGUUAUUUUCAGAUGUUCUUUAUUCUGGAAAGAAGUGACCAUCCCAGCCCCAGCCUUUCUGGGGAGCUGACAGACCCUGUGAGGAGUGCAUUAAUGAGGUCAACCAGGAGUACUUUGAAAGCAAGUCCUUUUUACCCCCCUUCCACCUUUACAGAUCUUACAGGAAGAGUGUUUAGAAAUUUAACUUUGUGUUUGUAAAGACUUCAUUCUGUUGGGAGUUUCAAGAAGUGACAUGCGUGAUGUAAGAUGUAUGUAAACCAUUGUGGUUGACACUUUCCUAUACAUCAGUAAGUUGUCUGACAGUGGCCGAAUGUAACUUGCAGAAAAUAAUUGAAUAUAUAUUCAAGAUAAUAGCAAUCAGGUCUUAGAUGUUCUUUAUCCAAGUCUUUUUCAGGCAGUAAUCUUUUUUUUUUUUUUUAAAUUGCUGUAAUUUUCUAAACUUAUUUUACUAAUACUGUCGAAUCUGAAAAAAAAAGCAACAAAGAAGAAUGUUUUUGUCUGCUGCUAUUAUUAACAUUUAUUAUCUGUAUCUUUUAGCUCAGGAAAUGACUUCACCUAUUCGUUCCACGAAUAGAUCUUUAACAGGGUCACUUAGCUAAUUGGGCUGUUGAAAUAAAUGUGCCGGGAGAAAAUGAUGAUGUCUUCUGACAGAUUGCUUUUGCAGAUAACAGUUUCUAAAGCCUUACCCCUGGCUGGGAUGGUUUCGUACAAAUUACAUGGCCUGCCCAAUCUACCAAUGUGGCUCAGAGAAUCACAACCAAGAAUGCGGGCAAGCUCAGAGCUCUGGAGGUGCAUACAUUUUUUUUUGCUUUGAGGGCUUCAGCCAAAUCGUCUUGUAAUUUAAAGCUGAAGGUCUGCAGCUUUCAGUCCAGAGACGAGGAGUAACCUGAAGCUGAACCAGCUUUGACUUGAAUUGGGCCGCAGCAUGUAGAAGAAAGAUAGAUGAAGUCAUUUGCAUAAAGGUACAGUGUUGGGAUACUGUGUUGUGUUUGUAAACUACAUUAUGCAUUUUAAAAAGUACAGUAAAGUAAAAGCCAAGGUUAAAUUUUCUAUGAAAGCAAGUUCUCACGUUCUUCUUGAGUUCCAUGGUAGUCGCACACUGUUCACAUCUACACCCUGUUUAAUAGGACGACCUGUCAGGGGCGGGACAAUGACAUGAUGGUUCUCCAUUUACUUUGUCCUCUUAAGUGCAGCUGCAUCUAUGUGUAAUGUCUCGAAGCUUCUCAGAAACGCAGUAUGCUUUAAAAACACGGAGGGUUUAGGGCUAGGGGGAGAAAUGCAGACAGAGGGAGAAAAGUGAUGCGUCUGGAAAGCGACAUGAGGUUGUGUGUUGGCUGACCGACUGAAAGGAGAGGCGGGUUUCGCUUGUACACGGUGGUGAUCGCUGUCUGACUGUGUACAUGUUUGUUGGGAUGGCUGUCCCACGUUUUGUGUGUUGGAAUAAGAAUAUCUAUGAAUUAUUGUAACUGAAAGUAAAUAUUCUAAAUUAAGUCUCACUUCUAAGUCACACGGCUUCCGCCUUGGCAGCGGUACCUUUAGAAGCUGGCCAGAGACAGGAGCCCUGAGACUCUAGGCAAAGGGAGGGGGGUGGUGUGUAAUAUAUGGGUCUCGUCGCCUCUAACCAUCCGUGUAGAGUUUUUCCUUUCCUUGAUGGCAGUAGAAAGACCUCACUUCCAUAACAUACUACUCUUGAUACUUUCUUUAAAGCUACUUUUUCAUUGAAGAUUUCUCUCAUGAGGUAUUUAAGCUGGGAGCCGGGAGGCUAAGGCGCUCAGGUCCUGGCUCUUCAGUGAAUUUAAUUGUGUGACCUUGGGCAAGUCACUUAACCUCUGUGUGCUUCAGUCUCCCGAUCUUGUAAAAUGGGAGUAAUACCUACCUCACAGGGUUGUUGUGGGGAUUAAUUAGAUACAAUGUCUGUAAAGCAUCUAAGGUUCUCGAAGAAGGCGCUAUAUAAAUACAAAAUAAUAUCUAUUAAAGUUGGUCUAUUUGUG